This is a messenger RNA of Paraglomus occultum, 297 nucleotides long. The record is from the annotation of a GenBank genome assembly. Lineage: Eukaryota; Fungi; Glomeromycota; Glomeromycetes; Paraglomerales; Paraglomeraceae.
AUGGCCCCAGACUCAAAUCUUGAAUCGCUAGAAGGACUUGCUGAUCAUAUAGCUUCUUUCACUGCCAGUUGUGAUGAUGGGAAACUGAUUGACUCGACACCAGGCAUAAAGCCACAACAUGCAUCGAUAUCUCGUAAAAUAUUUGAGAAUGCCACUUUGUUAGUUGCAAAAUUAAAGGAAAAGGUUGGGGAAGACAGUGAGCCGGUUGUCAAAGUCACUGUUUCGUAUCCAGAGUAUAAUUAUGCUUUCACAGUAUCUGGUGACAAGCUUUACGGGGUCAAACGUGCGAAUAGUUAA